Erigeron canadensis is the source of this 1077-nucleotide messenger RNA. Its product is annotated as bark storage protein A-like. The coding region runs from base 1 to 1077 and encodes 358 amino acids. The transcript is spliced from 5 exons. Gene Ontology annotation, molecular function: catalytic activity. Gene Ontology annotation, biological process: nucleoside metabolic process. The record is from RefSeq and is a predicted model, not a curated record. Lineage: Eukaryota; Viridiplantae; Streptophyta; Magnoliopsida; Asterales; Asteraceae.
AUGAAAUAUGCUAAGCUUUUUAUCAUAUCAUCAGUUGUUGUUUCGGUUUUUCUUAUCGUUUUGUUGCCUCGAGCAGCCAAUGGGGAAGUUUUCGGAGAAACAAAAAACAUGAUAGAUAAAGCCAACGCGAAGGGACCUUAUAUUGGAAUUGUCAUCCCCAACCUCUUUGUAAUGAACCCUUUUCUGAACUAUCCAGAAUUCAAAUCUAGUGAACCCGUAAUAGAUGUUGGAGGAAGGAGAUUUCGGUUUGGAUCUAUUGGCAACAAACAAGUUGUCAUGGUCAUGACUGGUUUGGGCAUGCUUAAUGCAGGAGUUACAACACAAUUAUUAUUGAGUUUGUUUAACAUAGAAGGAGUUGUGCAUUAUGGAAUUGCUGGAAACUCAAACCCAUCACUUAAUAUUGGGGAUGUUACCAUUCCUCGUUAUUGGUCACACUCUGGUCUUUGGAGUUGGCAGAGGUAUAGAGAUGGUUUAGAAAACUCAUUACCUUUUGAAGAGAACGGAGACUAUACUCGAGAUAUCGGCAAUCUGAAAUUUGGAAAUUAUUCUACCAAUCGCGAGUCUCAAAACCUAUUAAACAGCAUUUGGUACCAACCGGAGGAAGUUUUUCCGGUUGAUGGAUCACCUGAGGAGAGACAACAUGCCUUUUGGAUACCUGUUGAUCCUCUUUAUUUCGAACUUGCCAAAGAUCUCGAGUCGAUGGCAUUAGUAGGAUGUGUUGAUGCAACAACUUGCUUAUCUACCUCUCCAAAGGUGACUACCGUAGAACGCGGAACAAGUGCUAGCAUUUACCUUGACAACGCGGCCUAUCGAAGCUUCAUUUACUAUAAAUUCAAUAUCAGCCCGGUGGACAUGGAAAGCGCCGCAGUGGCACUCGUUUGUUACCAACAAAGGGUGCCUUUCAUUGUAAUCAGGGCACUAUCUGAGCUUGCUGGUGGUGAUGAACACCCCAAUAAGGCCGAUACAUUCUUUACCCUUGCGGCUAAUAACUCUGUUAAAGUUGCAGUUGAGUUUAUCAAGUUGAUUCCAUCUCCUAAGAAGAUUUCUUCCGGCCCAUUGCUAAUUAGCAGCAUUUAG